CCCAAUCAUCCAGCAAAAACCCAUCUCCCUCUCCCUCCCAUCAUGAUUCCCAUCCACAAACAAAAAACAAUCUCCCUCCCAUCAUGUUCACUCCACCAUCAUGGCCCCCUCCUUAACACUCCGACCCCAACUCCUCCUUUCCCACCACCACCACAACCACCACCCUCCUCCUCUCCACUUCAACCCCAUAAUCACUCGCCGCUCCCUCCUCCUCUCCACCACUUCACUCUCCUUCACAACCACUCUACCACCACCACCACCACCCUCACUAGCCUUAGCCUCUCCUCCACUUGACACCACCAUCACCGACCGUGUCUUCAUGGACUUCAGCCUCUGCCCCACCACUUUCCUCCCCAACACCAACCCAACUCUCUCCCCCGACCCCUCCACUCCUCUCUGCACCGAAUCCUUCCUCUUAGGCCGCCUCAUUCUCGGCCUCUACGGCCACCUCGUCCCUCUCACUGUCUCCAACUUCAAGUCCAUGUGUUCCUCCACUUCCUCUUCCUCAUACAAGAACACCCUCGUCCACAAAAUCUUUCCGGGUCAGUUCUUCCUCGCUGGUCGCCAAGGCCGCCGUGACAAAGCUGAGGUUCGCCCACCUCAUGACUUACCUCGCAACACUGAGGCUGUUGAGUCCAAAGCUUUCUUGCUCCCGCACUCGCGUGCUGGUGUUGUUUCGCUUUGUUUGUCUGAGAAUGAUGAUGAUGAAGACAUUAAGUUCGAUCCAAAUUACAGAAACGUUGAGUUCUUGAUCACCACUGGACCUGGUCCUUGUCCACAACUCGAUAACAAAAACAUUGUUUUCGGGACCGUCCUUGAAGGUUUGGAUAUUGUGGCAGCCAUAGCCUCCAUCCCUACAUACAAACCAGGGGAACGAAUUCGCCAAUUCAAUGACUUGGCCAAAUUUCUUGGAGAUGAAAGAGCCCAAAAUGCUCGUGCAAUAUGGAACAGGCCUCUUAAGACUGUAUAUAUCAGUGACUGUGGAGAGCUCAAAGUGGCUAAGCCUUCCCUUUCUCCUACUCUACCUUAAAACCAUUAUUCACUAAUUCAAGGUCCUUCUGGUAUCUACUAGUUAAUUUUCUUGUACGUAUAUCUAUUCUUCCUGAAUGGAAACAAAAGAGGAAGAUUUUUGUACUCGGUUUAAUUCAUUAAGAAAAAGGAGACCACAGUUCAAAAUUCUUUAA
Molecule: messenger RNA, 1184 nt
Organism: Quercus lobata
Lineage: Eukaryota; Viridiplantae; Streptophyta; Magnoliopsida; Fagales; Fagaceae
Product: Cyclophilin-like peptidyl-prolyl cis-trans isomerase family protein
Exons: 2
Coding region: 101-1030 (309 amino acids)
Biological process (GO): protein peptidyl-prolyl isomerization
Cellular component (GO): chloroplast
Molecular function (GO): peptidyl-prolyl cis-trans isomerase activity
Source: RefSeq, a predicted model, not a curated record